Lentinula edodes (shiitake mushroom) is the source of this 1932-nucleotide messenger RNA. Its product is annotated as cytochrome P450. Gene Ontology annotation, molecular function: heme binding; oxidoreductase activity, acting on paired donors, with incorporation or reduction of molecular oxygen; iron ion binding. The record is from RefSeq and is a predicted model, not a curated record. The transcript has 16 exons. Bases 251 to 1795 code for a protein of 514 amino acids. Lineage: Eukaryota; Fungi; Basidiomycota; Agaricomycetes; Agaricales; Omphalotaceae.
CAUCUACCUGCAGGCACUGCGUCAGAAUACAUCUCACUAGUUUGCUCAAGGGUCGCUGUUCUGGGCCCAUGCUUGAAUCCAUUAUUUGGGGGAGUAAUGACCUUUUAAGGAUCCAGGCUCCUCAUCCAUGGCCAGGGAAACCAACCUCCGUGUUAAGUGGGCUACCUAGGGAUAAAUAGGCCACUCUUCUUUCGACCCACGGUGGCUUUUUCACUCAGUCUUUUGACUCUCCCACUUUGCGACCUGUUCGAUGGAAUCAGCUCUUGUGCUCGCUUUAAUAUUGCUGGUUGUUUUGUAUUUCUAUACGAAACGACCUAGCAGUCACUACGCCCCCCUCCCUCCUGGUCCCAAAAAAUUGCCCCUCAUAGGAAAUCUGCUCGACAUGCCGACGACUUUCGAAUGGGAGACAUAUGACAGGUGGUGCAAAGAGCUCGGGUCGGACAUCAUUCACCUCGAGGUGGCAGGAACGUCUAUAGUUGUCAUGAACUCGGCUGAAGUCGCGGAAGAGCUGCUUGAUCAGCAUUCAGCUAUUCACUCAGAUAGACCCCGCCUGGUCAUGGUGAACGAGUUGAUGGGAUGGAACUUUUCCUUUGGUUUGAUGGCCUAUGGUGACGAAUGGCGCGCGCAACGGAAAUUAUUUCAACAGGAAUUCCAUCCCCAAGCCGCGGAACGCUUUCAACCUCUCGAGGUACGCGUCACUCAUCAGUUUCUCAAUCGCCUACUAGAGGACCCCAAAAAUUAUGUACAUCACAUCCGACACUUGGCAGCCUCAACUAUCCUUGGAAUUGCCUACGGAAUUGAUGUCCAAGAAGACAAUGACCCCUACGUCGACGCUGCUGAACGUGCUCUGGUGUCUCUCGGCUUAGGUAUCGCCCCGGGCGUUUUUCUUGUUGAGUCUAUUCCUGCUCUCAAAUAUAUACCUGAAUGGUUUCCUGGAGCUGGCUUUAAACGCAAAGCACGGGAGUGGGCUCGGUAUUCCACUAUUAUGCGUGAACUUCCUUACGCUGCGGCUAAGAAACAGAUACUGCAAGGGACUGCUCGACCAUCUUUCACAUCUUACAGUCUGGAGAAGCUGGCCGAGGGCGAGGAGGAUGUCGCCGAGCAGGAGCAGAGAGUGCAAUCUACAGCAGCGACCAUGUACACAGGCGCAACUGACUCAACAGUUUCAGUUCUGUCAACGUUCAUCCUUGCAAUGCUUGCCAACCCCGAGGCUCUAAAGCGCGCUCAAGAAGAAAUUGACUCUGUGGUCCAAUCUGGAGAGUUUCCUCGGUUUUCUGAUCAAGAACGUCUCCCCUAUGUCACUGCGAUUGUGAAGGAGACAAUGAGAUGGAAAAAUGUUACUCCCUUGGGCAUACCCCAUGCAUCUACGUCCGAGGACCUGUACAGAGGUUACAGGAUACCCGCAGGCUCAAUAAUGGUCCCUAAUAUAUGGGCAAUUCUUCACGACGAGAAUACGUACCCUGAACCGCACACCUUCAAACCAGAACGAUUUAUUGGCGAAGAUGGGAAAAUCAAUCCGGCCGUGAAGGAUCCUGAUACUGCGCUGUUUGGAUUUGGACGCCGUAUAUGUCCAGGACGUUUCAUGGCGUUUUCGUCUAUUUGGAUAGCGGUUGCCUCUAUGCUUGCUGUCUUCGACAUCUCAAAACCUGUUGAUGAAGAUGGUAAUGUUAUCGAACCAACUUUUGAGUAUAUUCCGUCAAUGGCCUGUGUCCCGGCUCCUUUUGAAUGUGCUCUCAAGCCUAGAAGUGCACAAGCUGAGGAAAUGAUUCGUUCAAUGGCUUCGGAGCACUCAUGACUGGGAUGUGAAUUCUUGACAAGCGGGAACUUGCAAGAAACGAUGUUCAUGAAUUGUACAAGAUUGUUGUAAUCACAUUGCACGGCUCCCACUUGUUGUACUUACAACCCAUGAAUGUCAUCUUACGGUAGUUAUCG